AGUAAAAACUCUGAACCAAUGAGAACCAAGCAUGAUACGUAAGAUGUCCUAAAAUAAAACUUGGUUCGUGUUGUUUUUCUUGACAGUUUAGUUCCUUGUGAGUCUACAACUGCGAGCAUUUAGAACUCGGAGUGACUUGGUAAACGUUCAACGGUCGUGGACAAACUUUUCAUAGCCUAAAAAGUGCGACAACAUGACUGCGGAGAUGCAGAGCCCGUUCCUGUCCGGUGGGCCCCGCCGGGACCGUCUCCCCGUGUUGGUCGGGCCGCUGGUCGGCGUCCUGGCCGCCCUGGUGUGCGGGAUCAGCGUGCUGACGGGGGUGGUGGUGGUGCACAACAUGCAGCAGGAGCUGACAGGUGUGAAGCGGGAGUUAUCAGUCCUGCAGACCGAGAACACCGGACUGAGGGAGCGGCUGGUGGCGGUGGAGAACCUCCUGGAUGGCGCCCUCGCUGGGCACGACCGGCCGCGAACUGUUGACGAGCCGGAGGCUAUAGUUCCCCCCGCCAUUAAAAGAACAGAAUGUUUACAACAGGAAGGUGGAGGUUUGGGUGCGGAGGUCGUCAGUACGAGUCAGAAUGACGCGGUGCGAGUCAAGAGACAAGCAAUCAGCUCUUCCGGGCUGUUCGACCGUUGCGCUCAAGGUCCCCCUGGGCGAGACGGACGGGAUGGGCCAGCCGGACAGCCUGGACGGGACGGACAGCCCGGGACGUGGGGACAACCCGGGACGGAUGGGCAACCCGGGACAGCGGGGCAACCCGGGACGGACGGUCACCCCGGGACGGACGGACAGCCCGGGCGGGACGGACAGGAUGGCAUUCAAGGUGUGGCUGGACCAGCGGGACCUGUCGGCUUACAGGGUCCAGCCGGGGACAAGGGAGACACAGGACCACCGGGAAGAGACGGGGCGCCAGGCGCAGGAGGAAGUGUGUACAUCCGAUGGGGGAGGAAGACUUGCGCUGAUAACGGCGGAGCAGAGUUGGUGUACUCGGGUGUUGCGGGAGGCACACAUUACACUCAGCCAGGCGGCGGGACCAACUACCAGUGUCUGCCGACCGACCCACAGUGGGGACUGUACCAAGAUGGAGUCCACGAGAGCAGGGCUUACAUGUACGGCGCUGAGUACGAGUUGACCACAAACGUCCCGUUCGGCUCCACCUCCCUUCACGAUAACGACGUCCCGUGUGCGGUCUGCUAUGUCCCAACCCGCGGCAGUAAGUUAAUGAUCCCCGCCCGUAACACCUGUUAUAGCGGCUGGACCCGCGAGUACCAUGGUUACCUCAUGGCUGAACACCACAACCACGCCGGGUCUACAGAGUACGUCUGUGUGGAUGAACAGCCUGAGUCCCUACCUGGCGGACACGCCAACCAUGACGGAGCGCUGUUCUACCCCGUGGAAGCCCGCUGUGGGUCCCUCCCUUGUCCCCGCUACGUGGAAGGGAGGGAACUCACCUGUGUCGUCUGCACAAAGUAGACCAUUAGUGACACAUCCAUUCUGUUAUCACUUUUCUUCUUUAAUGAUUUGGCUACAAGCACACAAGCGUGUGUAACCGCAAUGUAAUAUUCUUUGAAGUUAUGCAGAUAUCAGAAAGCUUAGAACUUUUUUUGUGAUUUCUUAUGAUUUGACUACACUUGCCUCAUAAGUUAAGUAUAACUAGAAAGGCCAAUAUUUGCUUUGGAGCAAAUACAGCGAUGGGUUCACCACAUACGUACAUUUUACGACAUGGCAGGGAA
Messenger RNA from Branchiostoma belcheri (Belcher's lancelet), 1731 nucleotides. RefSeq lists its product as uncharacterized. The record is from RefSeq and is a predicted model, not a curated record. Lineage: Eukaryota; Metazoa; Chordata; Leptocardii; Amphioxiformes; Branchiostomatidae. Bases 194 to 1471 code for a protein of 425 amino acids. The transcript has 6 exons.